AAAGCGUCAUUGUGGCUUAAACAAAUAAGGGAUACAAACUCAGUUCGUAGCAGAAAUUCCAAGUGGGCGGACAGACCCGCACAGAAUACAGAAAUAUUUAACACCGUGGAAACACCGGCUAAGGACAAAAAAAUUGGGCUACACACUGCUCAUCUUAGUAAUCAUUCAAGAUUUAACCGAGAACGAUGCCUCAACUGAUGCAGAUGACCCGUCACGUGACCUCUUGGCUGGGCUGGACACCGACGCCCCCAUGCGACGUCGAGGAGGAGGAGGAGCCGCUGCAGGAGUCCUCCGGCAUUGUGACCGUCCUGAUUCUCUACCUGGGCAUGGCCGGUCUCUUUGCGGCCCUGAAUCUCUGCACCAGUACCAACGACGACCAGGUGCGGGCCCGGGCUAAGCGGGAACUGGUGGCCAUGGAGCGCCGGCAGUUGCAGCGCCUGGAGCUGCGGGGCAGGACAACGGGCUUAACGCUGCCACCAUCCUGGCCGGCCACCAUGCCAUCGCUGAUUCGCGAUGUGGCUGCCCCAAGACGUCCUGCCGUUCUACUGCAAGAGCAGCGAUUGCGGAUGCGUUUGCUUCAGCAGAAGGAGCAGGAGCUGCAGGAUUCCCAGCCUUGGCACGACGCUGUGGAUAUAGAUGAGGAGGAGCAUGUGCAGCAGCAGGCCUCCAGCUGCCUUGUCCCAAGGAGACAGAAGUCCACAUUCUUUGACCUUCCUUCAGACCCCGAAUAAGCCAAUCCACCAGAAGAACUAUUCCAAAUCAUAGCGUAACACUCAAACUGAGGCAUGAGCUCAACAAUAUACAAGUCCCCACAAUUUA
Drosophila yakuba is the source of this 819-nucleotide messenger RNA. RefSeq lists its product as uncharacterized. The coding region runs from base 186 to 731 and encodes 181 amino acids. The transcript is spliced from 2 exons. Lineage: Eukaryota; Metazoa; Arthropoda; Insecta; Diptera; Drosophilidae. The record is from RefSeq and is a predicted model, not a curated record.